CAGCGUAACAUACGCCUGUUGACUUUAGGCUUUUUCAAGUUAGAGACGAAACGAAUGGUUUAGUUAAAAACGAAACGAAUAUCGAUGGUUUAGUUUAAAACGAAAAAACAAAAUGGCGACUCAAAUUCUCCGCGAGGGGAAAGUGACAACGGAGAUUGUAGACCUUACAAACGGAAUCGGAGGCAAAUCAGCAGAGGAGAUCCUAGCUCUAACUGGAGGUGGGAGUGUCCGUGAGUACACGGAGACCCGUCCUGAUGGGAGUACUGUAACCUAUACUAUAGAUGUAGAGGAGGAGAUUAUAGAGGAACCAAUGGAGAUGGAGAUCACUACAACAAGAACUGUAACCUCAUACAGCCUUGAGGGUUCAGGUUCGCCAGGAUCCAUGUUUGGUAAAUCUGGAGGUCAGGGGGAGGUUCAAAUGGAGAUAAUUAGAGGUGAAAAUGGAGGAGUGGGUAAGGGAGGACGUGGUGAGGUUCAAAUGGAAAUUCUCCAAGGUGAAAAUGGAGGAGGAACUGUUACCAGGACUACCAAGACUACAUCCUAUGGAGGAAGUGGAGGAAGUGGCGGUGGAUCAUUGACUAUGGAAUACUCAAAUUCUUCGAGUUUAAACCAGACUGGAGCAAGCUCGUCGCUUACACAAGUUCAGAGCACAUCCCAGGCUGGCGGGUCAACUCAAGCCUCAACAGCUAUACAAGCCGGUCAGGUAUCUCAGUCAUCUAGCAGCCAAAAGAGCCAAGCCAUGAAAAUAGAAGCAGAAAAGGUUGCUACUAUGGAACUAAAGUCUCAAAGAGAAGAGGCGGAGAUGGAUAUGAAAACCAUUGAAGAACCACCAAGAUCAAGAAGAGUAUCUAGAGCUUCUACAGCUCCUCCAGCACCCCCUAGACCUCCAGUUCCUGAUCUCUCUGAGGUUCACGGUCCUCUUUACCCUGUAGAAAGGAAGCAUCAAUUUCCAAAAGAUCCUCCACCUAGAGAAGAUCCUAAAUCCAAGAAUGAUCUAAAAUUUCCAGUUUAUGUUGCUGAAGGAAGUCACAGCUUCCAAGAGAUACCUAAGGCUGGUGAAAAGGUCAGCAGUUUGUCUGGACCUGUCAGGGAAGUUGAUCAUGCGCAUCAUUACACAAAGGAAGAUGUCACUUCCAUUGAAAACAAAACUUUACUUGGCCCAACUUAUACAGUAGGGGUGGAGAGUAAGCAUAAGUUCAACAUGAUGGAGAGCAGUCAGAAGCCUGUUUCAACUGAUAUGAGUUCUCAGCAAAUGUAUCCUGUUAUGGAUUCUUCUCAUGGUUCACUAUUCACAGGACCAACAACUGGAACUAAGAGUUCUAACACAGAAGUCAAGGAUCUUCAGUAUCCAACUAUGAUGAACAAGAGAAGGUUUAAUAAAGAAAUGUCCACUCAUGAGUUCUCUCAAGAAUCUACAUUUCAAUCUGGAGAGAGAACUUCAACAGAUCUUGUUGGCCCAAUUUUUGACACUGAUAUUGUUCAUCAUUUCAAAGGCCUAAUAACACAUGCUGAACAGCUCAGCUUGAUGUCUGGACCUGUUUAUGAAAAUGUUGAAAGAAGUCAUCAUUAUGCAGAAGUUCAGAAACAUGCUGAAGCCUUGAAGACUCUCAAUUUUCCAGUCUUUGACAUUGAAAAGAAGCAUAGCUUUGACAUUGUUAUGAAAGAAGCUGAAAAACUUUUGCAAAUAUCUGGACCUGUUUUUCCAGUUACUCAUAACAGUGGAUACAAGCCUGAAAUGAUGAAGCAUGAAAGAGACCUUGUCAUGACAGGUCCUAAAUAUCCUGGAGUAAAGGAAUCAAGUGGAUACAAUCCCUUCUCUCCCAAGGUUCAAGGGGAGAUUGUUAUGUCAGGCCCUAAGAUGAGAGGAGUUACUGAGAAAAAUCAGUACAACUUGGUUGAAGGAGUAAAAGUAGAGAGUGAGCUGCAAAUGUCUGGUCCUGUUUAUCCAAAUGUGGAACGUACAAAUCAGUACACUCCUUUAGAUACAAAACCUCCAUCAGGUGCAAUUAUGAUGUCUACUCCUAAAAUGCCUGGAGUAAAGGAAGCUCAUAGCUAUGGGCCACUAGCACAGAAGGUUCCCAAAGUACAAGAGAUUACUGGACCAGUUAUUACUGGAACUGACCCUAACAAUAAAUUCAAUAUUGUUCCUGAAAGGGUUUCUGGGAAUAUAACUCAAUCUGGUCCAGUCUAUCAGGGAGUUGAGCACAAAAGUGGGUUUAAUGAGAUGCCUGACAAAGUCUCAAACCAACCCAUGAUGUCAGGCCCAGUUUGGCAGGGAGUUGACAGCUCAAACAAGUUUAACAUUGUUCCUGGAAAGGCAGACACAACAAAACAAAUGAGUGGACCUUGUUACCCAGCAGACCCAGCUCAUAAGUUCAGUGGAGAGACACUUGAACCAAAGUUUACUCUUCAAGGAGAGCAGAAGUAUCCAAUAAUGGACACUGGACACAAACACUCAUUUAGGGAGAUUAUCAGCAAUGCUGCAAUUCUUGCUGGGUUUGAUUCUAAGUAUGAUGUAAACUUUGAAAAGCAUUCUUUUGAGUAUGAACCUCCUGUUACUCAUGAUAUCAGGCAGCUUCUAGGUCCUGUUUAUGAUGUAAUGGCACAGCACAACUAUCAACAAGCAAAUUCAGUUGUAAAUGAAUUGAAAACUUUAAACACUCCUGUGUAUACCCCUGAGUCAAGAAACCACUACCAACAGAUUCUCUCACAUGUGGAAAAGCUUGAACAUCUUCAGACUCCAGUCUAUGAUAUUAACCGCGAUCAUCAUUAUUCUGAGAUCAAGAAACAUAUUGAUGAAAUUAAGAAUUUGAGAGGGCCAAUUUAUGAUAUUGGAGAAUCAAAGCAUCACUGCUCUGAAAUUGUAAAAACAGCAGAAAAGAUUCAAACUUUGUCCACACCUGUGUAUGGAAUUGAUAUAAAAAGUAACUUCAAUCAAAUUGAAAAGCAUGUGGAAACUCUGAAAGGAUUAGCAGGUCCUAUCUAUGAUAUAGGAGAAGCCAAAUCCAGUUUUAAUGAGAUUGAGAAACAUGUUGAAUCACUUCGAGAGCUGAGUCAUCCUAUACUGCUCACAUCUGAUUCUGUUCAUCACUUUGAAGAAAUUUCUAAGAAUGCAGAAAAUCUUAAGGAUUUGGUUGGUCCUGUUUACCUAACAGAAGAUGUGAGUCAUAAGUUCAGUAUUGUACCCCCUAAAGUGUGUCCUCCAAAAGAUGUUAGUGGGCCUGUUUAUUUAACAGACGAGGUUAGACACAAGUAUUCUGAGUUUAUUAAAAAUGUAGAUGGACUAAAAAUGAUCGCUGGACCAGUCUACAUUAAUGAAAACAACAAGCACCACUUUGAUGUCAUUGAAAAGCACUUGGAGACUUUGAAACAAGUUCAUGGUCCUGUUUACAUCACUGAAAAUGCCAAGCAUAGCUUCUCUGAGGUACAGAAAUCAGCUGAAAAGCUAAAAACAUUGAACCACCCUAUACUGAAUACUGAUAACAUGAAAAGCACAUUUAACAUUAUCACUAACACUGCAGAAACUCUCAAGAAUAUGAAUGGUCCUGUUUAUCUCUCUGGAGAAACUGGACAUCAUUAUUCAGAGUUCAUAAAAGCUGUUGACACAGUUGGAAAAGAGCUUGUAGGACCAAUCUAUAUGAAAAAAGACUCUGGCAGGAAUGAGUUCCAAGAGAUUACUAGAAAAGUUGAUGAGAUUACUAACCUUGUUGGGCCAAUCUACAUGUCUGAAGAUGUACAGCAUAGCUAUAGAGAGAUCAAGAAAGAAGCACAGAAACUUUCUGUUCUGAAUGGACCAGUGUAUCUGGAUGAAAACAAUAAGAACAGCUACAAUGUUAUCAUAAAGCACGCAGAAACCCUCAAACAACUCUCUGGUCCAGUGUAUGUCCAGGAGGAUUCCAAACAUGCCUUCUCUGAGCUUAUGAAGAAAGUAGAUGGUCUUAAAUUGCUGCAUGGUCCAAUCUAUUUGGAAGGAGAAACUAAACAUUGUUACAAUGAAAUUCAGAGGCAGAUGGAAACUAUAAAAACAUUAGCAUCUCCAAUUUACAUAAGCGAUGAUCAUAAGCAUUCUUUUGGUGAAAUAGGGAAAAGAGUUGAGAACCUGAAACAACUUGUUGGACCAGUUUAUGUUAAUGAAGAUGUCAAGUCCCACUACAAUGAGAUAAUAAAGACAGCUGAAUCUUUCAAAACAUUGCAUGGGCCUGUAUAUGUUAGAAAAGGAGAACCUUACAACUUUAAUGAAAUAACUAAGGUUCCAGACACACUUACGGGAAUUGUGGGCCCAGUAUAUGUCACAGAAGACUCGAGUCAUCAUUUUAGUGAGAUUAAAGAGAGAGCAGAAUUCCUGAAGACAAUGUCUGGACCAGUUUACCUUGAUGAGAACACAAGGCAUCAAUAUUCAGAGUUUGUUAAGGGGUUGGAGUCAUUAAAGCUCAUGGCAGGACCAGUUUAUCUUUCUGAUCAGAACAAACAUCACUUUGAUGUAAUUGAGAAGCACCUGGAUACUUUAAAACAAGUCCAUGGUCCUAUCUAUAUCAAUGAAAAUACCAAACAUCAUUUUAAUGAGAUUCAGAAAGCUGCAGAAACAAUUGCUACACUGAACUAUCCUGUUCUACAAAGCGAUGCAUUCAAACAUCAUUUUAAUCAAAUUGAAAAGACAGCCAGCUCCCUCAAAAAUAUGAAUGGUCCUGUGUAUCUGACUGAAGAAUCUGGUCAUCACUUUUCUGAGCUUCUUAAAGGAAUUGACACUAUCAAAGAGUUAUCCUCACCCAUUUACAUGACUAAAACCUCUGGCAGAAAUCAUUUUAGCGAAAUAUAUUCACAGGUAGAAAAAAUCAAAGAUUUGGUGGGUCCUGUUUAUAUGACUGAAGAUGUAGGACAUCAUUUCUCUGAACUCCAAAAAAGCGCAAUCAAACUUUCUGAACUCAAUGGGCCUGUAUAUCUGGAUGAGAACACCAGACAUAACUUUAAUGUUAUCAUCAAGUCAGCUGAUAAGUUUAAGGAGCUUGCUGGUCCAGUUUACAUAAAAGAGAAUGCAGCGCAUGCUUUCUCUGAACUAGGAAAAACCAUUGAAACUGUCAAAAAUAUAAUUGGUCCUGUGUACAUGAAAGAGCAUGCCAAGCACCACUUUAAUGAGAUAGAAAAGCAUGCUGAUACUCUCAAGCAAAUUUCCGCUCCAGUUUAUCUUGAUGCCAAUGCUAAAUACACAUUCAAUGAAAUUGCAAAAGCAGUUGAAGGAUUAAAGACCCUUUCUGGGCCUGUGUAUAAUAUUGGGGACUCCAAGUUUAGCUACAAUGAAAUAGAGAAAGCAGCUGAAAAACUUAGCAACCUCUCAGGUCCAGUCUAUUUGGGACAAAAUGAAAAGCAUAGCUUUGAAGGUUUCAUGCAGACUAUAGAUAGCAUUAAAUCACUGAUUGGACCUGUUUACAUGCCAGAAGGGUCAGGUCAUUCAUUUAGUGAGGUAAUGAAACAUGCUGAUCAGAUCAAAACUCUGUCAGGUCCAGUUUAUGUUGAUGAGAGAAACCAAUAUAAUGUUAUAUUACAGCAUGCUGAAAAGCUGAAAAAUCUUGCAGGACCCAUCUACCAACUAGAGCAGUUCAAUCACAGUUAUUCAGAAAUUCAGAAAAAUCUUGCCGAGAUCCAGCGACCUCAGUUUGGACCUGUCAGAACUUGCGAUCACAAGAGUGGCUUUUCUGAAAUUCAAAAGCAAGUUGAUAAAAUUCAGCAUAUAUUUGGUCCAGUACUAAAUUGCGAACAUAACUCAAAAUUCAAUGAAAUUCAAAAAUCUAUUACAGAUCUGAGCUCCCUAAACUAUCCUGUAAUGAAUGUUGAACAUAAAAAUCACUUUGACCAUUUUGUGACACAAGUUACCAGUCUGAAAGAUCUGGCUGGACCAAUUUAUAACACUCAGAAGCAGUACAGACAUACCUAUUCUGAGAUCGACCAAUCUGUAGACUCCAUUAAAGCUUUGAACUAUCCAAUUUAUGAAAUUGACAGAGAGCAUCACUACAAAGAAAUUGUAAAUACUGCCCAGAAAGUAAAAGAAAUCUAUGGUCCUGUCUAUGGUGUAGAUGGAAACCACAAAUUCUCUGAGGUAUUGAAAAAUGUAGAAAAGUUGAAAACUUUGGAAGGUCCUGUUUAUGACAUUGAAAGAAAGCAUUGCUAUGCAGAGAUUGAGAAAAACAUCAAACAUUUGGAAAACCUUACAGGACCAGUUUACACACAUGGAAUUACACCUCAACAUCAUUUCAAUGAUAUUGCCAAGGCUGCUGAAACUAUUAAGAGACUGACUUAUCCAGUAAUGGAAAUUGAUAGACAGCAUCAUUACAAUGAGAUCAAGAAAACUGUUGAUAACAUAAAAACCUUGGUGGGUCCUAUGUACAAUGUACCGCAUGAACACCAUUUUAAUGAAAUUGAUAAAAGAGUUGAUGCUCUUAAGAAACUGGAUGGUCCUAUCUAUAAGAUUGAACGUCAGCAUCACUUUGCGGAAAUUGAUUACAGAAUUGAGAGCCUUAAAGAUCUUGUUGGUCCAAAGUAUCACAUUGACAGCAAGCACAAUUUCAGUGAAGUUCAAUCAAGAGUUAAAAUUUUGAAAAACUUAGAAGGGCCUGUUUACAAUAUUGAGAGAGAUCACCAUUAUAGAGAAAUAGAGCAAAAAAUGGAAAAGAUAAAAACUCUCACUGGGCCAUUGUAUGAAAUUGAAAACAAACACAACUUUCAAGAAAUUGAAGCAAGAGUAGAAAGGCUGAAAAAGCUUGAAGGACCAAUAUAUAACACAGAUGCUGUCAAACACUGCUUUAGUGAAAUUCAAGACAGAAUUGAAUCUGUUAAGAAUGUGUAUGGACCAGUUUAUGUUUCUGAUCAUAAAAGUCAUUUUAAUGAGAUUGAAAAGAAGCUGGAAACACUUAAAAACCUUAAUGGCCCUAUCUAUGACGUAGAGCAUAAGAAUCUCUUUAAGGAGGUUGGAAUGAAAGUGGAAAGCUUGAAAUCAUUGGCAGGCCCCAAGUAUAACAUUGAUCGAAAGCAUCAUUAUGAAGAGAUACAAAAGGAGGUAGAUCAUCUUCAAGAACUAACUGCUCCACUUUAUAAUAUUGACCGAGAGCACAAGUAUAACGUAAUUCUUGACAAAGUUAAGUCUCUGAAGAAUCUGACUGGACCUGUUCUCAGUAUUGAAGAGCGAAACCACGCUUACAGAGAUAUUAAACAAUCAAUUGACUCCUUAAAGACACUAACAGGGCCCUUUUAUAAUAUUGAAAGGAAACACACAUACAAUGAAAUCCCUGAUAAGGUGUCUGGACAGGAAAAGCUAGAAGGUCCUGUAUAUCAAAUUUCAAAUCAACAUCACUUCAACGAGAUUGCAGAACGAGUUUCAAGGCUGGAAAAACUUGAAGGACCAUGCUACGAAGUUCUGCACUCUCACCAGUACCAUCCAGAGCAGAAAUCAGCUGAUCACAUUAAAAAGCUGAACUACCCUGUGUUCAGUAUAGAUCAUGACAGCAAGUUUGCUGAACUUGAAAAGAAGAUCUUUGAUCUGAAAAAGCUGGAAGGUCCUGUUUACACGAUCCAACGCGAUCAUCAUUUUACAGAGAUCGAUAAACAGGUUCAAACUGUAAAACAGAUGAAUUUUCCUAUCAGAGAGGGGGUGGAGCCCCACCAUCUUUUUGGAGAUCUUGGUCGAGCCAUCAAUGAGAUUAAAGUGCUUGCCGGGCCGAUCUAUGAUGUUGAGCGAAAGCAUAAGUUUCAGGAAAUUGACAAAAAGUUGGUUGAAAUUAAAACCCUGUUUGGCCCCUGCUAUGAGAUCAUUCAUGAUAAUCAAUUCAAUGAAAUUCAACAAAAAGUUGGACAAUUAAAGAACCUGGCUGGUCCUGUUUAUGAUAUUGAUGGAAAACAUAAUUUCUCCAUUAUCCAGGAAAAGAUUGAUAACUUAAAGAAUCUUAAUUACCCUGUGUAUGACAUCAUUAGAUCCCAUGCAUACAACGAAAUAGAAAAACACAUUGUUGAACUGAAAAAUCUGAAUUAUCCAGUAUUUUCCAUAGAUCGGGAACAUACCUACUCCAAUAUAAAUGAGAAUAUAAAUGAUCUUAAAUCCCUUGUUGGUCCAAUCUAUAAUAUUCAAAGAGAGCAUAGGUUUGCAGAGAUUUACAAACAAAUAGACCAACUAAAAAUGAUGCAUGCUCCUGUAAGAGGGAAUGUGGACUUUAAUCAUCAUUUUAAUGAGAUUGAGACAAAAGUCAACAUUCUGAAGGACCUCCAAGGACCUGUCUAUGAAAUAGACAGAAAACACCACUUUUCAGAAUUUCAGAAAAAGCUUAAUGAGAUCAAAAAUCUGUAUGCUCCGUUCUACAAUGUGGAACAUGAAAACCAUUUUGCUGAGAUUGAGAAAAGGGCAAUUGCUCUCAAGAACCUGGCUGGUCCUGUCUACUCAGUUGAGAGCAAACACAACUUCUCUGAGAUAGAAAAGAGACUAGACAACCUCAAAGCUUUAAACUACCCAGUCUAUGAUAUAGAUCGUGGUCAUGACUUUGCUGAAAUCCAGAAGAAAGUUGAUAGUCUGAAAGAGCUUCAAGGACCGGUCUAUUGUAAAGAAAACAGCCACCAUUUUAACGAGAUUGAUAAACAUCUUGCCAGCUUAAAAAGUCUUAGUUAUCCAGUUUACAAAAUAGAACGCGAUCAUCAUUUUAACGAAAUAUCUAAACAUGUGACAAACCUACAAGAAACAAGCUACCCUGUCAGGACCGGAGUUGAUGUUAUCCAUAAAUUCAACGAAAUAGCGACUAAAGUAGAAUCCGUCAAAGUAUUAGCGGGGCCCGUCUUUACUCUUGAACAACGCAACCAUGCGUUUAACAAGAUAGAACAGCGUCUUCAGGAUUUGAAGAGUUUAAAUUAUCCAGUUUAUAAUAUCAGCAGAGAGCAUAGUUUUGCAGAAAUGCAGAAAAGCAUAGCAGAGCUUAAAUAUCUCCGGGGUCCUGUUUACGAUAUCCAACAUGUAAAUCAGUUCAACCAGAUAGAAAAGCUUGCCCACGAUAUCAAAACUCUGAGCGGACCUAUUUAUGAUGUUGAAUCCCACCAUAAAUUCAAUGAGAUUGACAAGAAAAUUCAAGAUCUAAAAACUCUCCAAGGUCCUGUGUAUCCUGGAGUGGAGCGGGAGCAUGGUUAUUUUGCAGUUUUGGAGCAAAGCUGGGCCCAUCUAAAGGAGCUGGCCAAUCCUAUAUAUGACAUAGAACGUGAGCACUCCUUCAUGGAUCUAGGACGGAAGGUGGACUCCUUGAAGAGUAUGAACUACCCGGUGAGGGAGGGAGUUGACUACAGUCAUAACUUUAAUCAGGUUCAGGAGAAAGUUGUUCAACUCCGAAAUCUUACAGGGCCAUUUUAUGAUAUUGAAGGAAGAACUCAUGGGUUUAAAGAAUAUUUGAGAAAUCACCAAGAUUUGCUUAAUCUAAACUAUCCUGUUUAUAAUAUUGAUCGUGAUCAUAAAUUCAAUGAGAUUCAACGAAACUUGAUUGAGAUCAAGACCCUUGCUGGCCCUGUCUACAGUGUUAACCAUCAACAUCAGUUUAAUGAGGUAGAAAAGUGUCUUUUGGAUCUCAAAUCGCAAACCUAUCCAGUGUAUGACACCGAGCAUGGAAACUCCUUUAAUGUGUUUGAAUCUAAAAUUGUUGACUUGAAGCAGUUGCAAGGUCCUGUUUACAAUGUCGACUGUGAUCAUCACUUUACAGAAAUAGAAAAGAACAUUUCUGAUUUAAAGUCAUUGAGCUAUCCAGUCUUCAAUAUCGAUAACAACCACCAGUUUUCUAUUAUAAAGGAGCAGAUUGAAACCAUUAAAGAAAUGACAUAUCCUGUUAGAGGAGAGGAUUACAACCACCACUUCAAUGAAAUUGCUAAGAAAGUUCAAUCACUGAAAACUCUUCAAGGACCUUUGUAUAGUAUAGAGGAAAGAAAUCACACUUUUAGAGAUAUUGAGAAGUCUCUUGAUGACUUGAAAACACUUAACUAUCCUGUUUAUGACAUAGAUAGAAACCACAAAUACAAUAUUAUACUGAAGAAUCUGUAUGAUAUCAAAACUCUUAGUGGACCAGUGUAUUCAAAAGAUCACAAGCACCACUUCAAUGAAAUUGAAAAGCUUGUGACAGAUCUGAAGACUUUAAAAGGACCUGUUUAUGAUGUUGAAGCAAGUCACAAGUUUAAUGAAAUAGAACGUAAGAUCACAGAUAUCAAAACCCUACAAGGACCUGUUUACAAUAUUGACAGAAAUCAUAACUUUGCUGAAAUUGAACAACAGAUUAGCGAUCUGAAAAACUUGAACUACCCUGUUCUGAAAAUUGACAGGAACCACCAUUUCCAGGAAUUAGCUAGACAGGUUGAAACACUCAAAGAAAUGAACUAUCCUGUAAGAGGAGGGGAUUAUAAUCACAACUUUAAUGAAAUUGAGAAAAAGAUAUCUCAUCUGAAAGAUUUGUGUGGACCAGUUUAUUCUUUGGAGCAAAGAGAUCAUUCAUUUAACAUUAUAAAUGAAGCACUUAAUGAGUUAAAAAGCUUAAAUUAUCCAAUUUUCAAUAUUCAAAGAGAUCAUAAGUUCAAUGAAGUUCAGAAAAAUUUAUAUGACUUGAAAACAUUGACAGGUCCAGUCUAUGAUAUUAAACAUCACCAUCAGUUUGCUGAUAUCGAGCGGACAGUUCUGGAACUGAAAAAUCUUACUUCCCCAGUUUAUACAGUAGAGCAUCAGCACAAGUUUGCAGAGGUGGAAAGAAAAGUAGAAGACCUUAAACAUCUCUGUGGACCAGUAUAUACCAUCGAUAGACAACAUAACUUCAAUGAAAUUCAGAAGAAUUUGACAGAUCUGAAAAAUUUAAACUAUCCUGUUUAUCAUAUUGUUCGAGAACAUCAGUUUAUGGAGGUUAAAACCCAACUUGAUUCCAUCAAAGAGAUGACCUAUCCUGUCCGGAUCAAUGUAGAGGCUUGCCAUCAUUUUAAUGAGCUUGAAAAGAAGGUUGAUUCACUGAAAAAUCUGACAAGUCCUGUUCGAAACAUUGAAGAAUGCAAACAUGCUUUUGAAGGCAUUAAAUCAAUUGUCCACUCAUUGACAAACUUGAACUAUCCAAUCUAUGAUAUUGACAGGGAACACAAAUUUACCAAUACUUUAAAAAAUUUGAUUGAGAUAAAACAUCUGAUGGGACCUGUUUAUUCUAUUGAUAAUUCUCAUGCAUACAACAUAAUUGAUAACAUCACAACCGAUCUAAAACAGUUGGCUGGACCUGUAUAUAAUAUUGAUAAUGCUCACAAAUUUGUUGAGAUUGAAAGAAGACUGGUGGAACUAAAAACUUUGCAGGGUCCAGUCUACAACGUUAAUCAUGAUCAUCAUUUCAAAGAAAUUGAGAAAUCAAUCAGUGAUCUUAAAAAUCUAACUUAUCCAAUCUACAAGAUUCAAAGAGAGCACAAUUUUAAAGAAAUUUUGGAUAAAGUUGAAAGUAUCGCAGAAACAAGUUAUCCUGUCAGACAGGGUGUUACACCACAUCAUAAUUUCAAUGAAAUUGAUGAAAAAGUAAGAACUCUAAAGAACCUGGUUGGUCCAGUUUUUGAUUUAGAAAAAAGAAACCAUGUAUUCAAUGAGCUGGAUAAAAAAGUGGAGGCAGUGAAAACCUUAUCCUAUCCAGUUUACACCAUAGAUAGAGAGCACAAAUUUGAUGUCAUUCACAAGAAUCUUCAAAAUUUGAAAACUCUCAAUGGUCCUGUUUAUACUGUGGAGCACCAACAUCUAUUUGCAGAAAUAGAAAAAAGCGUUGGUGAUCUUAAAACCUUAAAUUAUCCAGUAUUUGAUAUUGAAAGCAGUCAUAAAUUUAAUGAAAUUGAGCACAAAGUGUCUUCCUUGAAAAUGUUGCAAGGUCCUGUUUACACAAUUGAAAAUGCUCAUAGUUUUGCUGAGAUAGAAAAAUCUUUAAGUGAUUUGAAAAGCUUGAACUAUCCAGUUUUAAGCAUUGAUAAUGCUCACAGCUAUAGAGAAAUGCUUGCUUACCCUGAAAGACAUAUCAUCACCAGCUAUCCUGUCAGAGAAAAUGUUGAUGUACAUCAUCACUUCAAUGAAAUCGAGAAAAAAAUUAUCUCCAUUAAGGAUCUUGCAGGGCCUGUUUAUUCUGUAGAGCAUCAAAAUAUGUUCAAUGAAGUUCUGCGAAACAUUGCUGACAUGAAAUAUCUAAACUAUCCUGUUUAUGAUAUAGACAGAAAUCACAAGUUCAAUGAGAUUCAGAAAAAUCUGUAUGACAUCAAAUAUCUUAAUGGACCUGUCUAUGCUACUGAGCAUAUGCAUCACUUUAAGGACAUUGAGCACAUAAUUACAGAUCUCAAAUCUCUUCAAGGACCAGUUUAUAGCAUUGAAAAUGCUCAUAAGUACAAUAAGAUAGAGAGUAAAAUUGACACAUUGAAAAAUCUUCAAGGACCAGUUUAUGCUAUAAAUAAUGCUCAUAACUUUGCAGAAAUUGAUAAAUGUCUAUAUGAUCUUAAAAGUCUUCAUUAUCCUGUCUACAAAAUUGACAGACAGCAUCAGUUCCAAGAAUUCAUGAAGGGUAUAGAAACAAUAAAAGAGAUGCACUACCCAGUCCGAGGAGGUGUGGAUUACCAACAUAACUUCAAUGAGCUGGAAAAACAAGUAGAAUCUGUCAAAAAUUUGAUUGGACCUGUGUUUGAAAUAGAACGCAGAAACCAUACAUUCAAUGAUAUAAUCAGGAAUAUAAUAGAAUUGAAAAACUUGAACUAUCCUGUUUAUGAUAUUGACAAUAAGCAUUCUUUUAAUGUAAUUGAAAAGAACUUGAUUGAGCUGAAGACAAUGAAUGGACCUGUGUAUGAUACUGAACACAAACACCAUUUCGUAGAAAUUGAUAAGAUAGUUACAGACUUAAAAUCUUUACAAGGACCUGUCUAUUCCAUUGAAAAUGAACACAAGUUCAAUGAGAUAGAACGCAGGAUUAAUGCUCUUAAAACUCUCCAAGGUCCAGUGUAUUCAAUUGAGAGGAAUCAUAAUUUUGCAGAGAUUGAAAAACAGCUUUCCACUUUAAAAACUCUGAAUUUUCCAGUGUUCAAAAUUGAUAGAGAGCAUAAGUUUUGUGAAAUCAUGAAAGGACUUGACAGUAUUAAAGAGCUCAGUUAUCCUGUUCGAGUUGACUAUGCGCAUCAUUAUAAUGAAAUUGAAAGAAAAAUUGAGAGCAUAAAAGAACUAGUUGGCCCUGUAUACUCAACUGAACAUCAGCAUACAUUUGGAAAGAUUCUUGAACAGAUUUCUGAUCUAAAAACUCUAAACUAUCCUGUUUAUAAUAUUGAUCGACAGCAUAAAUUUGAUGUUAUUGAGAAAACUCUUUAUGAUCUGAAAAACUUAGCUGGACCUGUUUAUGCUGUUGAUCAUGACCAUUGCUUUAAAGAAAUAACAGCAGCUCUCACAGACCUUAAGACACUAACAGGGCCAGUGUAUAGUAUUGAAAAUGCUCACAGGUUUAUGGAAAUUGAGAAGAAAGUUGAUGGAUUGAAGAACCUGCAAGGACCAGUCUAUAAUGUGGAACGAGCACACUGUUUUGCUGAAAUAGAAAAAGACAUUCAAGAUUUGAAAACUCUCAACUACCCAGUUUAUGACAUUGAUCGGAAGCAUCAUUUUUCAGAAAUUGUCAUGGGCAUCGAGAAGUUGAAACAAUUGAACUACCCAGUCAGAGAAGGUGUUGACAUUCAACAUCACUUCAAUGAAGUUCAGAAAAAGGUUGUGAAUAUGAUGGAACUUACAGGUCCUGUUUACUCCAUGGAACAUAGAAACCAUGUGUUUAUGGAUAUAGAACAGAAAAUUUCAGAUUUAAAAACAUUGACAUUCCCUGUGUACAAUAUUGAUAGAGGUCACCAUUUUAAUGAAAUACAGGAAAAAAUUACAAGCUUGAAAUCAAUGUUUGGCCCUGUUUAUGCUACCGAGCAUAGAAAUUGCUUUUAUGAAAUUGAGCAAAAAAUAACAGAUCUAAAAAGUUUGUUCUACCCUGUGUAUAACAUAGAUCGAGAACACAAAUUUCAAGAGUUGGAAUCCAAAUUGGUUGAUUUGAAAACACUCCAAGGACCUGUUUACAGCAUUGAGAGAGAACACCAUUUUGCAGAUAUUGCAAAGAAAAUAGAGGAUUUGAAAUCACUUAACUAUCCUGUUUAUAAAAUUGAUGAGAAACACCACUUUUCUGAAAUUGUGAAAGGACUGGAAACUAUAAAACAAAUGAAUUAUCCUGUACUAGUGGAUUAUAAGCAUCAAUUUAAUGAAAUUAUUGAAAGAGUCAAGUCCUUAAAGGAUCUGGUGGGUCCUGUUUAUAAUGUGGACCACAACCAUUUCUUCCAAGAUGUUGAAAGAAAAAUCCAUGAUCUGAAAAAUUUAACUUAUCCAAUCUAUGACAUAUCAAGAGAACACAAAUUCAAUGAAAUUCAGAAGAAUCUCUAUGACAUCAAAACUCUGAGUGGGCCUGUGUACAACAUUGAACAUCAGCAUCAUUUUACUGAAAUAGAAAAGAAACUGUCAGAUUUAAAAUCUUUAGUUGGUCCAGUUUACAGCAUUGAUAAUGUGCAUGCCUUCCAUGAGAUUGAAAAACAUGUUGCUGAACUAAAAUCUUUACAAGGUCCUGUCUACAAUAUUGAUAGAGCACAUAACUUCUCUGAAAUAGAAAAGAAUCUUUCUGACAUGAAAUCUCUUAAUUAUCCGGUCUAUGACAUUGAUCGUAAACAUCAAUUUAAUGAGAUUCUAAAAGGAAUGGAAACCUUGAAGCAAAUGAAUUACCCUGUGAGAGAAGGCAUAGACUUUAGUCAUCAUUUCAAUGAAAUCCAAGAUAAGGUGGAGGCUAUUAAAAAUCUUGCAGGUCCAGUUUAUUCCACAGAACACCAGCAUGCCUUCCAGGAUUUUGAACGCAGGGUGCUAGACUUAAAGAAUCUAAAUUACCCAAUCUACAACAUUGAUAGAGAUCAUAAGUUCAAUGAAAUACAAAAAAAUUUAUUUGAUAUUAAGACUUUGGCAGGACCAGUUUACUCUGUAGAUCACCAGCAUUGCUUCCAAGACAUAGAGCGGAAGAUUACUGAGCUCAAAUCACUGAACUACCCUAUAUUUGAGAUUGAAAGGAAACAUGCCUUUAUGGAAAUAGAAACUAAAAUCUUAGAUCUGAAAAAUUUACAAGGCCCAGUGUAUUCAGUUGAGAGUUCACAUAAUUUUACAGAAAUUAUGAAGAACUUGUCUGAUUUGAAAAAUCUAAACUAUCCUGUUUACAACAUUGAUAGAGAUCAUCAGUUUAGUGAAAUAUACAAGGGGCUUGAAUCAUUAAAAGAAAUGAAUUAUCCUGUUAGACAAGGGGUGGAUUUUAACCAUCAUUUCAAUGAUAUCAAAGAAAAAGUUGACACUUUAAAGAACCUCACUGGCCCAGUUUACGAUCUCCAGGAACGACAUCAUGCUUUCCAAGACAUUGAAAGGCAAAUAAUAGAUCUGAAAAACCUGAACUACCCAGUCUAUGGCAUAGACAGGGAGCACACAUUCAAUGAAAUACAGAAAAACCUUUAUGAUAUCAAGACCUUGAGUGGACCAGUCUAUAAUGUUGAACAUCAGCAUUGCUUUGUGGACCUGGAAAGAAAGCUGGCUGACUUGAAAACUUUAAACUAUCCUGUUUAUGGAAUAGAACGAGAACAUUUUUUCAUGGAAUUUGAAAAAAGAAUUGCUGACCUGAAAAAUCUUCAGGGGCCUGUUUAUUCGAUUAACAGGCAACACAACUUUAAUGAAAUAGAACGACACCUAACAGACCUGAAAACCCUGAAUUAUCCCAUUUAUGAUAUAGAUAGAGCUCAUCAGUUUUCAGAAAUUCAACGGCAUAUGGACACCUUGAAACAAAUGAAUUAUCCUGUCAGAGAAGGUGUUGACUUCAACCAUCAUUUUAAUUUGAUUGACAGAAAAGUUGAAGCUAUUAAAAGUUUAAAUGGUCCUAUUUUUAACCUGGAAGAUAGAAACCAUACAUUCCAGGAUAUUGAAAGAUAUGUUAAUGAGAUAAAAGCUUUGAAUUAUCCGGUUUAUGACAUACAAAGAGAACAUGUUUUCAGUGAAAUACAAAAAAAUAUGAUAGAUUUAAAGAAUCUAAAUGGUCCCGUGUUUGACAUUGAAAGAAAUCAUUCCUACAUGCAAUUCAGGAAAAACCUCAUCGAACUAAAGGCAUUAGUUGGUCCAGUGUAUUCCUUGCCCGAUUACAAGCAUCAUUUUGAGGGAAUUGAAGCACAUGUCAAUGAUUUAAAAACUCUUUCUGGACCUGUCUAUUCUGUAGAGGCCAAGCAUGCAUUUUCUGAAAUUACCAAACACAUUGCUGAUUUAAAAAAUCUAAACUACCCUGUUCUAAACAUACACCAUGAUCACAAUUUCCAAGGAAUCAUUCAGAAUGUUCAGAAUCUACACAAGCUUCAAGGUCCUCAUUAUGAUAUUCCUGAUCGCCAGCAUCACUUUUCCGAGAUUUGGAAACAUGUUGAUGAUCUGAAGCAGAUGUCUGGUCCAGUUUAUGAUGUUAACUACAAGCAUGAAUACCAAGGUCCUGAUCAAAAACCUAUUGAUUUAAAAUAUGAAGUUGGUCCCAUAUACAAUGUGGAAUCAAAACAUGAAUUUAAACAUGGUUUUUUUAAAGAAAUGGAUAAGAAAACAAUCAAGGGUCCUGUAUAUGAAGUUGAAAGAAAACACAAGUUUAAAAAGGGAUUUUCAUGUUCUCAUAGACCCCCAUCUCCUACACCAGGCCCAGUCCGGGGGGAUUUCAAGCAUAACUACAAACAUCCCAUAACCCUGCCACAUCAAAGAGAUAUUCGAUCAAAGUCUGUUCCUUGUUAUGAAGUGGAUAAAUCAUAUCAUUACAAAGAAUCAGAAACCCAUCAGCAAGAUAUGAAAAAGCUAGUUGGUCCUAUUUACAGCAGUGGCAGCUUGGUGGAUGAAAGGAAACAUCAUUUUACAGAUGGAUAUGUAGCUCCAAUAAGCAGAGAGAAACGAGAGGAGCAGGUCAAGCUGGUUAAUAAAUAUUUCUUUAAAGAGAAGAAAGCUACGGAUAAUCUACAAAAGAAGAUUAUUGAUAAAGCUGAGAAGCUCCAGGACUCAUUUUCUCAAGAGGUUGUGAAGAUAUCAAGAGAAGAAGCAUUGAAACUUGGAGAAGCAAGAAGAAUUCAAGCUCUUCAGCGACGGGAAGAAUAUUUAAGAACACAGGGAAGUUCACAGGAACCUUCAUCCUUUUCUCAACAAACCCUCACAAAUGUUGAACAUCAGUCAUUUAAUCAAAAUUAUGAAGAAUCUAAAGAGUUUGUGAGAGUGGGAUCUCCAUUUACACUGAAAAAAGAAAGUUUUUUGAGAUCUGAGCAAACUCCAGAAAGAAAUGUCACAGCGAUUGGGUUCCAACAGUAUUUAAGCCAGAAGACAUCAUUGAAGACAGAAGCUGUUCACCAGAUUAAAACUUCAACAAAAUCGAUGAAGGAUCCCAAAAUCAAUCCAGAAGGAUUGUCUGAGCAGGUUGUUUUCUCAAAAGAGUUUAAGGGCAAAAAGAAACAGUUAAGUAUUCAGCAAGCUAUGCCCCAAGUACACUAUCUGGAAGGGACAACGCAGUUCUCUUCUGCAGAUACAGAUGAAACUAGAAAAUCUGGAAAACAUUUUCUACAGAAAAAACUAGACGAUGAGAGAAAAAGAAAAAUCUUUGAGCUCGAAGAACAGAAAAGAUUGGAAGAUGAAAAGCGAAAAAAGAAUAAUGAACUUGAAGAAAAGAAACGCUUUGAAGCUGAAGUUGCUAGAAAGACUCUUGAAGAAGCACUAAACAGAAAGCAAGAAGAAAAUGAAAAAGCCAAACUAAUGAUGGAGCUGGAAGAGAGGAAAAAAGCACUUUUGACAGAAAAACUACGACUUGAAUCAUUAGAGAAGGAGAAGAAUGUCAUUCAAAAGAAGAGGGAACAGCUUCACCAGGAAGAAGAAAAACAGCGAAGAAUUAAGGAAGGAAGUCUAAAGCAAACCCAAAUCUCAAUGACCAGGAGAGAACAGCAAGGGGUUGGGUUUGGAAGUGUUCGAACUGGAUAUGUUCAGAAUAAAAAAAUGUCUCUAUUAACUAGAGCAGCUUCUGUAGAACCACCAGUUAGUAGGGGCAAUGACAGCCCAGGACCAAACAGAAGACAGAAAAACGUUAGGUUUGCGCAGAGUCGUGAAGAAUGGAGUAUAAGUCCGAUUCAAAGACCGGAAAUAAAAACAGGAGAUGUGGCUUCAGGAGUUGCAGGAUGGACCCAGAGAGUGAGUGAACUAGAUAGGCAGGCAGCUGCAGUUCAAACCCCUCCAGUUUCCAGGAAAAAUACGGUGAUAAAGUUUUCAGAACGGCGAGCUGUUUCUGAAACUAGAUCUACUUCAGAGUUUAGAACCCCUGUGCAGGGGGUUCAGAGAAUUCAAACCGGACAAAGGGUCGGAAGUAUUUCUAGCCUACUAAAUAUACUACCCGGAGAAGAGGAUUCAACCCGUCUGUCUCCACCUAUCUCCAACUGCUCAGAGAAGAGUUUUUAGUUGAAAAUAUCAGGGUUCAGGAUUCUCUUCAUGAAUAGUUACUUCUCUCCUCUCUAUAAAAUUAUCUUAAAUCUGA
Molecule: messenger RNA, 18605 nt
Organism: Eurytemora carolleeae
Lineage: Eukaryota; Metazoa; Arthropoda; Copepoda; Calanoida; Temoridae
Exons: 14
Coding region: 113-18529 (6138 amino acids)
Source: RefSeq, a predicted model, not a curated record